This is a messenger RNA of Syzygium oleosum, 1529 nucleotides long. Its product is annotated as endonuclease III homolog 1, chloroplastic. Bases 39 to 1196 code for a protein of 385 amino acids. Gene Ontology annotation, molecular function: DNA-(apurinic or apyrimidinic site) endonuclease activity; 4 iron, 4 sulfur cluster binding; oxidized pyrimidine nucleobase lesion DNA N-glycosylase activity. The record is from RefSeq and is a predicted model, not a curated record. NCBI's taxonomy places the organism in Eukaryota, Viridiplantae, Streptophyta, Magnoliopsida, Myrtales, Myrtaceae. The transcript has 11 exons. Gene Ontology annotation, biological process: base-excision repair, AP site formation; nucleotide-excision repair; base-excision repair. Gene Ontology annotation, cellular component: nucleus; chloroplast nucleoid.
AAGAAAAAGAAAAACAAGAGGAAAAUACAAAGAAGAAAAUGUUCCACGCCGUCGCAGGAAGUGUCGCUCCUCCUCCCCCUUCUUCUUCGUCGGCGUCGACUGCGUUCGGCUUCCGGCGAUUCCAGCCCGCCAGGAUGCGGCGAACGGCACGCUUCUCCUCCUCCUACGGGCGCCGCCCGGAAGCCCCCGGUUCCUCAGGGCACGAACCAGGUGAAGCAGCUCCAGGUGGACCUUCUCUGCCCGCGGUUCGCGUUUUCACGAGGAGGAAGAAGAAGAAGCGGUCGAUGGAGGCGGUACCGGUCGAGCAAAAGCAGCCUAAAGUCGAACCUCUUCUUAGUCGGAAGCAGCCAAGUGAAUUACCUGACAUCGAAGAAUUUGCAUACAAGAAUCCUAAUGGAUCUGCCUUAUCAGGACAUUCAAAACUAAACUCAGAUGUCAUUGUGCCGUUGAAUGGAGUCGUUUCCCAAGUGAAGCCCAGAGGUGCACUACCUCCAAACUGGGAAAAAGUUCUUGAAGGAAUUCGCAUGAUGAGAUCCUCUGAAGAUGCUCCAGUGGACAGCAUGGGAUGUGAGAAAGCUGGAAGUUCUCUUCCUCCUAAGGAAAGGAGGUUCGCUGUCUUGGUUUCAUCACUCCUGUCAAGCCAAACAAAGGAUCAUGUUACACAUGGUGCUGUACAGCGACUCCUUCAGAAUGACAUGCUUACAGCUGAUGCCAUUGACAAAGCUGAUGAGGAAUCUAUUAGGAGCUUAAUCUAUCCCGUUGGGUUCUACACGAAGAAGGCUAGUAAUUUGAAAAAAAUAGCCACAAUCUGUCUUGCUAAGUAUGCUGGAGACAUUCCAAGCUCACUGGAGGAGCUGCUACAGCUUCCAGGAAUAGGCCCUAAAAUGGCUCACCUGGUUAUGAACAUUGGGUGGAACAAUGUCCAUGGUAUAUGUGUAGAUACUCACGUGCACCGCAUAUGCAAUCGGCUUGGUUGGGUUUCCAGACCAGGCAGAAAGCAGACAUCAACUCCUGAAGAAACUAGAGAGGCAUUGCAGCUAUGGCUGCCAAAGGAAGAAUGGGUCCCUAUUAACCCUCUUUUGGUGGGAUUUGGACAGACAAUAUGCACUCCACUUAGGCCUCGAUGCGAUAAGUGUGGUGUAAAUGAACUUUGCCCAUCUGCUUUUAAGGAGACAAUGCUUAAGAAAAAGUCUUGAGCAUGCAGUUUUGACCUAUUUUUGUAAUCCUGCGAGGAUUGAUUGGUCAAAUGAUGGUCAUUGCCGUGGCAUUAUCGCUCUGAUUCUGAAAGAUCUGAAGACUGGUCAAGUUCUAUAGGUUCCUCCAUCUUAAUUCCAUUUUUUUUGUUGUGCAUGAGAGGCUGUUUGUGCAUCAUUGAAAGGUCAUCUGCCUCUGAUUCGGGGAACCUGAACAAUGGAUAUUCCGGUUUUGUAUAUUCUUGUAGAUGUUCCUUCUCUGGGUUUAUUAAAUCUUGUACGACUGAGUUUUCUUCUUGUUAUGGGUAUUUAUACAUGUCAUUGAGAUUGACUAUA